Xiphias gladius (swordfish) is the source of this 1180-nucleotide messenger RNA. It is a transcript of the gene tnni1a, whose product is annotated as troponin I type 1a (skeletal, slow). The record is from RefSeq and is a predicted model, not a curated record. Gene Ontology annotation, cellular component: troponin complex. Lineage: Eukaryota; Metazoa; Chordata; Actinopteri; Istiophoriformes; Xiphiidae. Gene Ontology annotation, biological process: muscle contraction. Bases 66 to 632 code for a protein of 188 amino acids. The transcript is spliced from 8 exons.
GUCCAUCCUGCCUCUGCUGUCGCAUCUAUCUCCUGCUUCUGACACUGUGAGAUCUCAUCAGCAGGAUGCCUGAGCAUGUGCAAGAGAGGAAGCCAAAGAUCUCAGCUUCAAGGAAGCUUAUGCUCAAGAGUCUGAUGGUGGCAAAGGCCAAGGAGGAAUUGGAGCAGGAGAUCCUUGUAAAAGAGGAGGAGAAACAGAAGUAUCUAGUAGAGAGAGCUCCUCCUCUAAACACCAGCGGACUGAGCCUUGCACAGCUACAGGAUCUCUGCAGGGAGCUCCAUGCUAAAAUAGAUGUGGUAGAUGAGGAGCGAUAUGACAUUGAAGCCAAAGUCAUGCUCAACACACGUGAGAUUAAAGAUCUGAACAUCAAGGUGUUAGACCUCAGGGGGAAAUUCAAGAGGCCUAAUCUUCGACGUGUUCGUGUGUCUGCUGACGCCAUCCUCCGUUCGCUGCUGGGCUCCAAGCACAAAGUCUCCAUGGACCUCCGAGCCAACCUCAAGUCUGUCAAGAAAGAGGACACCGAGAAGAAGAGGCCAGUAGAAGACAGUGACUGGAGGAAGAAUGUGGAGGCCAUGUCAGGGAUGGAAGGAAGGAAGAAGAUGUUCGAUGCUGCUAAAGGUCCUGCCCAAUGAACACAGAAGGUGGGAUGGUGCCACAUGAACACCAGCACUCCUCCUGCAUCUGACUUGAUAUUGUUACAGUUUUUAUCAGCUUCUGCAUUGUUUGUCUCAUGCUCUCACCUUUGGGUAUGCUCCUGCACUGGAGGUGAGAAGAUGUCCCCAACCUCCCAAAAGGUUUUUGUCCUCUUCUGUUUGCUGUUCAUUGACGAGGUGUUAAAAUGACUAUAUCUACAUAUGUGCCAUGUAUAAUUAUUAAUAUCAUUAACAUUACUGAUAUUGCACCAGAACCCCAGUUAUAUACGCUUCUUGUGUUUUCGCAGAAAUGUGCAUCUUGUAUCUCUAAUAGACAAAUGUGGAUAGUAUCGUUGCUUCAUCCGCAGGCCUAAUGAUAUUAUAGCCAAUGAUCUGGCCAAAUGAAAUUGAAUAUUUAAUACUCUUGCUUGGGGAUAAACUGUAAGCAUGGGUUGUGGUUUUAUGAACAGUAACAAAAUAAUGUACACUUCACCGAAUGUAUUUACAUGAAAACUGACACAGCAAUAAAACACACACACUUAAUCUAA